Molecule: messenger RNA, 528 nt
Organism: Drosophila ananassae
Lineage: Eukaryota; Metazoa; Arthropoda; Insecta; Diptera; Drosophilidae
Exons: 2
Coding region: 88-528 (146 amino acids)
Source: RefSeq, a predicted model, not a curated record
AACAGCAGUGACCGCCAGUUAAGUGCGAUUGGUGUUUAUGGCCUUUCGCAAUUGCUGCAGCUACCUUCGCCACCCACACCCUGGCUUAUGCCGUUGGCCUGGCCAAAUCGUAAGCACUCCCCGGCGGGCCGUAAAUCAUGCUCACUUACCUCACUGGUGGCGCCAGUGGCCAUGUUGCUGCCACUGCUGCUGUGGAAAUCGACGGAACCACCUGAUGAGCGUCGCGGCUUGCCGAUGUCCAGGCGUAGGAUACCCGGCUUGGGACGCCGGGGCGGACCAGUGGUGGCUGUGGUAGUAGCAGUGGCAGUGGCGGUGGCAGCUGGUGGCACGGAAUCGGGACUGGCAAGCCCCGGAGCUCCAGAUGGCUCCGCACUUUCACUGCCAACCAAAUACGCGAUUCACUGCGCACACACGUCCGCCGUGCAGCGCCAACGCGAACAGACUAUACCCGUGUCCUGGCCGCAAUAUCCAUAUGUCCUGGAAGCAACAAUUACGCGCGCAGCCACGGGCACUGAAAAUAAAAUGUGA